Fusarium fujikuroi IMI 58289 is the source of this 996-nucleotide messenger RNA. RefSeq lists its product as uncharacterized. The record is from RefSeq and is a predicted model, not a curated record. Lineage: Eukaryota; Fungi; Ascomycota; Sordariomycetes; Hypocreales; Nectriaceae. The transcript is spliced from 2 exons. Bases 1 to 996 code for a protein of 331 amino acids.
AUGUCCCCCAACACGUUCCAUCUUUUCUCAGAGCUCCCGUGUGAGCUCCGGCUCCAAAUCUGGGAGUCAGCAAUCAAGAAACGGACGACACAUAUUUAUGACUAUUCAACAUGGAACUGGGACAGUGUUGGCCUAGAAAGUCUGGUGCCACAGGCUCAGAAGAAGCAAUCCUACGGCAUAAACUACGUGAGAUUUGUCAAUACGGGCGAUUUCAUUCCUCUGGACUGCAGUUGGAAUAAACCUCAUCCCACUAAUCGGUCUGCUUAUCUCUGGCACGCCGGUCUGUGGAUGGCCUGCAAAGAGUCUCCUGAGGUCAUGCGAAAGUACUGGCUCAACGACUCAUUCUACAAAGAGAAUCCCGACUAUUGGCCCCUUGCUCUAUUCAAGCUCCCCUUUGACCGCAGCGAAUCUAACAUUCAUGAAUAUGCUGUCGAGUUUGACCCAGCUUGGACGUCUGAACUGGCUGGGCUCGAAAAGUACCGACCGACGGACCGCUUAUUACCCACUUUAGCGUUCGCCAUUAGAAUCUUUUGCGAAAUAGCAACUCAGGAAAUGAUUCUACCGCGGUUCAUUUAUCUUAUCGAUAAAUACUCUGGCUGGAAGAGCGUUAGCAACGCCGAGAAACACUCGGUAUAUUACGAUUGCGAAUAUGAGUAUAUCCGAAUCGAGCCGAGCGAUUCUUUGGCCACAAAUCGUCUUGUCCGACACACUCCCAUGCUCAGGUUCUUGGAUCAGGUUGACCGGCUUCUUAAGCACAGAUUGACUUGGAAACGAAAGACAUCCCCUCGGGGGUGGGGUCAUUACGAGCUUCCGCCGGAUGGGUUGUCUGUGCGGAAAUUGGUUCGGGUCAUGGCCAGGCGUGAUAAGGAGGUGGUGCUCAAGAUCACAAGAGGCAAUGCUAUGCAGCCCAGGAUGAAGAAGGCUGCCUCGGUAACUUCGUCACAUGAAUCAACCGUAGAGGGGAAGGCCAGCUGUACGAUGGCGGUGGUAGUUUAG